AUGCGAUAUGAAGCUUCUGCCCCACGCGUGGGCCUCGUCGCCUGCCUGCUGCUAGUGGUGGCGGCGAGCUGCCGGGCGCAAUUCGACAUGCCGGGCGCAGGCGGGCAGAAGGACCUGCCGCCCGCGGUGCGCUCUGACAUCCAGUUCAUAAAGUGCAGCGUGUGCCAGCUCUUUGUGAGGCAGUCGAUGCGCACCGUGCGGAAGCUGCGCGAGGAGCUCAAGCCGGGCAAGAAGCUGGAGGAGGGUGACGUCAUCGACAAGCUCGAGGGGCUGUGCAAUGUGAAGGGUCCCGAGGGGGAGUGGAUCAGGCAGAUCGACAUGGUGGAGGAGGGAGAUACGAUAGAGCUCAAGGACAUGGGCAAGGUGGGCAGGCACACCAGUGAGACGUCCACUGUGGCGCGGGCCUGUGUUGACGUGAGCGAGGCCCUGGACCUGUCAGACCUGUCAGAGGCCCUCUACAAGGGCAAGUCGCGCACGCAGCUGACCCAGCUGGCCUGCUACGACAUGAGCGGCGCCUGCAGCAAGAAGCCGCCGCCCGUGCCGGAGGACCGCGCCGCCGGCCCUGAAUUCGAGGAGCUGAGCGCUGACGAGGCGCAGCGGGAGAAGGUGAUGUCAUCGCUGGCGGCGUCGGGCAUGGGCGGGCAGAUGUACAGCCGCGACGAGAUCAAGCGGCAGAUGGAGCAGCUGCAGGGGCGGGCGGCGGCGGGGGAGUUUGGGGAGGGGAGCAGGCUAGAGGAGGCGCUCAGUGGCGGCGGAAAGGGCGGCGGCGGCGGGGUGGAGGGGCUGGCAGGGAGGCUGCAGGAGGGGGCCACGGCGGCGGCGGCGGCCGCGAGGGGGGCGGCGGCGAAGGCGGGCGAGGCGGUGGCCGGCGCGGCGGGCGCGGCGGGGCGGCUGAUCAGGUCGCUGUCUUCAAAGCUGGCAGGCGGCGGCGGCGGCGGGGCGGAGCUGUGA
Messenger RNA from Monoraphidium neglectum, 951 nucleotides. RefSeq lists its product as hypothetical. Lineage: Eukaryota; Viridiplantae; Chlorophyta; Chlorophyceae; Sphaeropleales; Selenastraceae. The coding region runs from base 1 to 951 and encodes 316 amino acids. The transcript has 5 exons. The record is from RefSeq and is a predicted model, not a curated record.